UCUAUCUGGCUUAAUGGACGGGUGGGGGGAAUGGAGACGUACCGCGCGCUCGACUCCGCGAAGGAGGAAGAAAAAAAGCAGCCUCUCUCUCGGGCUGUCAUAGCGCGGCGGGUGUCGCGCGAGGUACGCGAGGAGAAAACCCGCGGCCAGUCUCGCGCAUCACCGACGGAGGACGACCUGACCUGGGUCGUGCCGCGUAGUCCCGCGCACGCUUAGCUGACCCCCGGCCUGUGCUGUUGAACGAGAGGAUGUGGCACAUUGGUGGAGAUGGCACAUACCAUCUCAAAGUCCUGGUACCAGGAGUGGCAGCUGGAGCUAUUAUCGGCAAAGGUGGUGAAACGAUCGCCCAGCUACAAAAGGAUACAGGAGCGAGGGUCAAAAUGUCCAAGUCGCACGACUUUUAUCCAGGGACGACUGAGCGGGUGUGUCUAAUAACCGGUAGCGUAGACGCUAUUAUGGCGGUUAUGGAUUUCAUUAUGGAAAAAAUCCGCGAGAAGCCCGACCUCACGACGAAGACGACGGUCGACUUUGAUUCCGGCAAAGCGACCGCGGAAAGGGAUAAGCAGGUGAAGAUCCUGGUGCCAAAUAGCACGGCGGGGAUGAUAAUCGGCAAGGCUGGAAACUACAUCAAGCAAAUCAAGGAGGAGUCCGGCUCUUACGUGCAAAUCUCUCAGAAGGCUAAGGACGUGUCGCUACAGGAACGUUGCAUCACUGUCAUCGGCGAGAAAGAGAAUAACUGUAAUGCCCUCCUCAUGAUACUUGCCAAGGUCGCGGAUGAUCCGCAAAGCGGCACCUGCCUCAACGUUAGUUACGCCGACAUCAGCGGACCCGUAGCUAACUACAACCCGACCGGCAGCCCAUAUGCCCAGGCACCUACAACCACGCCCACUUAUACCCCGACCGCCGGUAUCAACACAGCAGUGAGCAUCCUGAAUGGCGCGGGCUUGAGCCUGAAUCUGAACCUGGGCGCAGCCCUGACGGCCGGCACGACGCCCGGCACGACGAGCCAACUGCUCGAGCACAUAAAGCUGAGCCUACGCACGACCGGCUUCACCGAGCCCGCGGCCACAGAGAUUCUCGCCGCUGUCGCUACCCUCGUCAAGUACAACGUCCUCGGCAUGGGUAUCGGCAUGCCCUCGACCAUGCCUUAUCUUGGCAACGCCAUGGACUCACAGACGACGGUGGCCAACGGCACCAGCAACAACGGGGGCGUCUUCGGCCCAAUAGGGACCGUGCCCACCCUCGGCUCGACAUCGCCGACGCCGCGCUCGGCCCUCGACCGCUUCGAGCCUUUCGUCGACCCGUUCCGGCAGAACAGCAGCGCCGCCGCGGCCGCGGCCGCCGCCAUAAACCUCAACAAUAACUCGUUCGGCCUCGGCACGAACCAGUUGUCACUCGUAAGUAAGAGCCCCACCGGCCAGGUGGACGCGGCGAGCGCCGCCGCCGCCGCCGGCAUCAAGGAGGGAAAGAAAGACAUUGAGAUUGCAGAGGUUAUAGUGGGAGCAAUAUUGGGACCCGGCGGUCAGAAUCUCAUUAAGAUACAGCACCUGAGCGGCGCGAACAUACAGAUCUCGAAGAAGGGCAUCUUCGCCCCCGGUACCAGAAAUCGCAUCGUCACGAUCACGGGAUAUCCCGAUGCGAUCAGAACGGCUCAUUAUUUGAUCGAGCACAGGAUCAGCGAGGAGGAGGCGAAGCGAGCGCGCCAUAAUACCAUAACCAUGAUUCAUUGAUCGGACUCGGUGUCCGCCAAUAAAGGCUGGCCGUUCGUUUGAGCGACUCCGCGUACGAGACGUCGCUCGGCCCGUCGUCACCACGCGCCAAGGGUCCG
Ceratosolen solmsi marchali is the source of this 1828-nucleotide messenger RNA. It is a transcript of the gene pasilla, whose product is annotated as RNA-binding protein Nova-1-like protein passilla. The record is from RefSeq and is a predicted model, not a curated record. Gene Ontology annotation, molecular function: RNA binding. The coding region runs from base 249 to 1730 and encodes 493 amino acids. The transcript is spliced from 5 exons. NCBI's taxonomy places the organism in Eukaryota, Metazoa, Arthropoda, Insecta, Hymenoptera, Agaonidae.